This is a messenger RNA of Fusarium odoratissimum NRRL 54006, 946 nucleotides long. RefSeq lists its product as uncharacterized. Gene Ontology annotation, molecular function: hydrolase activity. The coding region runs from base 47 to 946 and encodes 299 amino acids. The transcript has a single exon. The record is from RefSeq and is a predicted model, not a curated record. Lineage: Eukaryota; Fungi; Ascomycota; Sordariomycetes; Hypocreales; Nectriaceae.
GAUUUAUACACAUUGACUUCCUCCAUCAUUGCUCAAGGACUUUCUAAUGUGUGACUUCUCAUGCUACGACGGAGUAAGCCCCGAGUGGCUUGCCCUCGAAGUAUCCUUGCCGCCGGCACCAGUACCAGAAUUGCCGAUCCCGGAGAUGAAAAGAUUGGCAAACAGAGAACGAGAAGCCAUCGCAAGAACCUCAAUGAUCAAACUCGCCCUUCGGUUGCAGAUACAGGACCACAGCAUUCCCUCUCGCGAUGGAAGUACCAUACCAGCCAGGAGUUACCGACCAGUCAAUGCACCAGACGAUGUCUUGCUACCGCUGUAUAUUCACUUCCAAGGCGGUGGUUUCAUGUUCGGUACACUAGACGCUGAAGAUGCGAUAUGUGCACGCAUAGCAAUUGGGUCUAAUGUGGCGGUUUUGAAUGUGGAUUACAGACAUACGCCGGAGUUUACGUAUCCGACGCAGUGGAAUGAUGCUCAAGAUGCCUUCGAGUGGGCUCACGAUAACAUGAACAAGAUGUUCUGGGACCCUUCAAAGGUCAUCAUCGGUGGGAUAUCAGCUGGUGCUUGGGUAGCUGCAUCUUUCACAUUGCAAAAGCAUCUGAAUAGGACAACAGAGCGAAGGUCUCCUAUCGCAGGCCAAGUUCUCAUGAUUCCCUGUCUAGCCCACGUUGAUUGCUACGAGCCGCAGCUGAGAAAGAUGGAGAACGAAUCUAUCUCAUCUUACAAGACAAAUUUAUCCGCACCGAUGUUAUCCGUCGAAGAACUUCGCUGGUUCACGAGUCUGUUGAAGAUUGAGAACCCGGAUGUCAAUGAUUUAAAGAUCAACCCAGGAAAUGCAUCACCAGAACAAGUUAAAGGCAUGCCUCCUACUGUACUUGGUGUCGUAGGCCUGGAUCCUCUUAGAGACGAGGCCCUUCUGUAUGGGAAGAUGCUGUCAGAAGCCGGGUGA